This is a messenger RNA of Nothobranchius furzeri (turquoise killifish), 1270 nucleotides long. RefSeq names its product transmembrane protein 167B (gene tmem167b). NCBI's taxonomy places the organism in Eukaryota, Metazoa, Chordata, Actinopteri, Cyprinodontiformes, Nothobranchiidae. The record is from RefSeq and is a predicted model, not a curated record.
GAAAAAGAACUCAGAGAAACGGAAAUAUCAACCGAAGAAGUGCUAUGCGGAUCUGAAGGUGUCACAGUUUAGUUAUUUUAUAGAGUAUAUAAUGGAUUAUUAAUCGUCAGGAAGAAGUAGUCAUAUAACAACACCAGAGACCAAACUUCAAAUAUGACUAAUGUGUACUCCUUUGAUGGCAUCCUUGUUUUUGGGCUGCUGUUUAUCUGCACUUGUGCGUACCUGAAAAAGGUGCCUCGUCUGAACAGCUGGCUGCUGUCCGAGAAGAAAGGAGUGUGGGGCGUCUUCUACAAAGCUGCAGUAAUUGGGACAAGGCUACACAUUGCUGUAGCUCUUUGCUGCUUGGUCUUGGCCUUUUACGUUAUCUUUUUAAAGUGAUUGUCAGCCUGGAGCAUGGAGGACUGGGGAUGGACUCAUACCUGCAGUCAUACACUUCUCUUUGCGAGGAUGCUUCUCUGUGACUGAUGAGACCCCACUGGCUACAUGGACCAUUAAAAAGCCAGCGCUGCCCCCUUCAGACGACUACGUAAUCAACUCCUGCCUGAACACAAAUGUGUGCACUACAAACCGGGGGUGGGGGACAUUGGAGAAAGCCUGCUGGUUGACUUGGUGUCAUUCUGUUUUUGGGUUGUAAUAUUUUCUGUAUCUAUCCAAACCCAGUGGUUAUUUCUACUGAAGGAUGUGAAACAUUGAAGGGCAAAGCGUGCAUUAUCCAUCUUACCUGCAUACAGUUUGUCAGUCUAGUUAUAUAUAUUUGAAUAAGAUUUGCUAGAAAUUAUAUGUGAUCAACUUUAUAUGAUCAGCCCUGCUUGCUCCCAUGUUGUUUGUUUUACCACGGGUGGUGGGAGACAUAAAGCUAAUAUAUACUGAUGUCCUUGUCCACACUUUUCUUUUUAAAGUCUUGUUUCAGUUCAGUUUGUCUCUGAAAUGUCUCUGGGUUUCAGUCACAUAGACAUUUUGCACAUGUGUAAAUUGUACAUAUUUUGUCCUUAAACUUAUACUGAAUAACAUGUUUUAAUACCAGAAAAUCCAAGUUACAAAGAUGGCUCCAAAUGUGUACCUGAGUCACUAAAAAUAAUAAAAAUGAAGCUCAUAUUAAACUGGGUUUAACAUGCCUGAGGAUGUCAAAGCUAUGCCAAAUAGAGAUGGUGCUCACACCAUGUUAUUGAUUUGUUCUCAUCCUGACUUUACAUCUGACACCGUAUUUGUUCAAAAUAAAUGGUUUUAAAUGGACUGAAUGCAAUUUAGAGUAAAAUGUUCCAACACUAAA